This is a messenger RNA of Plutella xylostella (diamondback moth), 2507 nucleotides long. RefSeq lists its product as uncharacterized. The record is from RefSeq and is a predicted model, not a curated record. Lineage: Eukaryota; Metazoa; Arthropoda; Insecta; Lepidoptera; Plutellidae.
AUAACAUGUUAUAAAUUAUCCUGUCUUCGUCCUUCGAGAUUUAAUUCUUCACUAUGUAGUAGCCCUGCUACGCGCUAAGCCUAUCGCACAAGUUUAAGAGGUAGAAAGAAAAAAUAAAACUAGGUACUUUUUCGAUUAGUUAGUCUGGCCACACUAACAACAGUCUACCUGCCAAACCGCCACCCGUUUAAAUCCAUUCUUGUCCGUGCGCGCGCGGCGUUCGCACAGGUUCCUACAAUAUUUAAACAUGUCAAAGCGAAGUCAUGAAAGUGCUACGCAAGGUGAAUCUCGUGAAGAGAGAUGGCUAAGGAAGUUGAAGUUAUAUGAAGAAAAAUUGAGUGCGAAAAGAAGUCGGCUUGCUGAAAAUCAGCAGAUAUUACCUCCAGUUGAAGGAGAAGUACAAAUUGAAGAACAUCCCGAAUAUAAUGAGGGUAUAUUGGCCGGAUCUCAACAGCCCACCCAUAUAGAAGUUGUGUUACCAGCAGACACCGAAAGAACGGCGCCUAUAGAUACUGAGGCUGCUGAGUUUAGCGAAAUGACGGAAACGACAGCAUGUACGAGCCCUAACUGCACUACGUGCUACGUUAUUGAGGAAAAUAUGGACGUCAGCGAUUAUGAUCCCGAUCUGUUACGAGAAUUAGGAGAUGAAGAAGCAGAUCCCGCUGAAUUCGGAGACGACUUGCAAGCGGAUGUUGCCGCAAGAUUCCAACGAAUAUUACAAGAUGGUCUUAAUAAAGAGGAAAAGGAUGGCCUUAUUAAGAAAUACCCUUAUCCUAAAAAUGUCCCAUUAGCCAAAAGUCCAACUCUAAACCCGGAAAUAAGCGUUAACUUAGCGGAGGCGUGUAAGUUAAGAGACAAGAGACUACUUUCAAAGCAAGAUCAGCUUGGUAAAACACUUUCAGCUUUGGGAAAGGCAUUAACAAAUCUGUUAAAAAAAACACCAGAUAUUCCAGACGUCAUACGUACUCUGAAUGACGCUGGUAAAUUACUGGCAGACUCACAUUAUGCCGAGACUGAUACUCGGCGAUCGGUCUUAAUACCUUUGAUUGACAAAUCUCUGGCAGAUCCAUUUAAAGACAGAAAAAGAGAUACUUUUCUUUUCGGAGAAAAACUUGGGGAUUUAGUAAAAGACUCACAGGGCAUAAAAAAGACAGGCCAGUUCAUUCACCCCGCUCCAUCAACGAGUUCAAAUUUAAAUGCAAGAGGCCCAUUGUCCCGAGGAAACCGACAGCAGCGCGGCGGCCAGUCGUACCAUCCACGAGCCGGUGGGCCGAGAAAUGUGCCGAUGGGCCCGCCAUAUCAGAACCGACGGCGAGCAGCUCAGUACACAGCGCAGCAGCAGCCGCCCGCACGGCGCCAUGUCGCGCCGCCGCCAGGCCCACCGGCGCCGGCGCGCCGUGCCCCUCCUCCACCGUACCGCCCCUCGACGAGUCGUCGAGCUUAGUGGCUCAACCUCCGCAGGUCAACACACCCGCUAUCACGCCACCUUUCCCUGGUAGCGUGUGUGUUAUCCGGGAAGGGUUCCGUAAACAAAACGUUCCAGAAGAAGCUUUAGAAAUAAUGCUUUCUUCGAUAUCGGAUAAUACUCGAUCUCAAUAUACUACAAGUCUUAAAUUAUGGUGGAUAUAUUGUCAUAAAAAUAACGUAGAUUUUUUUAAUUUUGAUUUAUCAUUUUUAUUGAAAUUUCUUUCGGAUUGUUUUGAAAACGGUUCAUCAUAUGGAACUUUAAAUAACCAUCGCUCUGCGAUAUCUUUAAUAUCGACUACUAGUAUAAGUGAUGAACCGAGACUAAAGCGAUUCUUUAAGGGAAUAUUUAGGCGAAAACCGAUAUUUCCACGUUAUGAUUACACAUGGAACCCUAGCAUUGUCUUAGAUUAUUUGGAUACUUUGAAUAAUGAUUCAAUCAGUUUAGAAAAGUUAACAAGAAAACUAGUUAUGUUAUUAGCAUUGUCAACAGGACAGAGGAUGCAAACUUUAUCUUAUAUAAAAAUAUCGAAUAUGAAAACUUUUGAAGAUCGCAUUAUCAUUACGAUUAAAGACAUGAUUAAGACUUCCAGAGUUGGGAAAGCUCAACCAGUUUUGAAUUUGCCUUUCUUCCAUCCUCGCCCGGGUAUUUGUCCAGCCUCUACGCUGCAGAAGUAUUGCUCGGUUACUGCCUCCAUACGCUCAAGCUCUGAGGAUCACCUAAUCCUAACAUAUAAGAAACCUUACAGACCAGCUACUUCGCAAAGCAUGGGGCGCUGGAUAAAGCAGACCUUAAGCGAUAGUGGUAUAGAUACCUCAAUUUUUAAAGCUCAUAGCACAAGGCACGCAUCAACAUCUGCUGCUUCUAGAGCUGGCUUAAGUAUUGACGUGAUUAGAAAGACAGCUGGUUGGUCUGCGCAGUCAGCUGUCUUUGCUAAUUUUUAUAAUAGACCGAUUAUUGAUUCAAAUACCAGUAUACUUGAUUGUUGUACCAUUAAUGAUAAUAUGUGAUGAUUUUGUAAAUAAAUCUAGAUUAAGAUUAA